Messenger RNA from Spirodela intermedia, 5838 nucleotides. NCBI's taxonomy places the organism in Eukaryota, Viridiplantae, Streptophyta, Magnoliopsida, Alismatales, Araceae. The record is from the annotation of a GenBank genome assembly.
AUGUGGAGAUUCAGGAGCGGGGAGGGCGACAGCCCGUGGCUGCGAACACUGAACGGUCAUGCCGGGAGGCAGGUGUGGACGUUCGAUCCCGAGGCGACGCCGGAGGAGCUGGCCGACGUGGAGCGUGCGCGGGAGGAGUUCCGAAACCACCGCUUCGAGAAGAAGCACAGCGCCGAUCUCCUCAUGCGACUGCAGGUACGCCGCCGCAGAGCCCCUCUGCUCUUCCUCUUCUUCUUCCGCGCCUCACUCCUGUGGGAGAUCGAUCGCUAUCUGGUUCACCUCUGUCUGUCAAAGCGCCAUUUCCUCGUCUCACCACCCUCGAAUUGGCGAAAGUGCAGUUUGCAAGGGAGAACCCCCUCGGACCGAUCCUUCCCCGAAUGGAAGUGGCGGAGAACGAGGACGUCGGAGAAGAAGUUGUCACGACGACAUUAAGGAGAGCGUUGAAUUUUUACUCUACGAUCCAAGCGAGUGAUGGACAAUGGCCGGGAGACUACGGAGGGCCAAAUUUUCUCAUGCCUGGCCUGGUAAGAGCGCCGUCGUUCGCCGAAUCAGCCGGAUGCUCUGUCGCAUGAUCGAUCGCUUUUGGUGCCGUUCUAGGCGGCGGUCGCAGUCGGAUCUGUCCUUUUCAUUGUUCACGACGGCGGACUGAUGCCGGCUCCAUUUUGGUUCGGUGUUCAGUGCUCGGUGGGCAGAUUCGCUGUUCCUCCGCCGCUCCAAGCUUUUUUCUCAGACAUUGUUAUUCUCUGUCACUAUCCUGACUUGCUUCUGGCGCAGAUCAUAACACUUUAUAUCUCCGGAGCUCUAAACACCGUCCUCUCUCCCGAACAUCAGGCUGAGAUACGGCGGUAUCUUUUCAACCACCAGGUGGGUGAAAAUAUUUCAUCUGAUUGCUGCAAUUCUUCUCAUUUUGCCGUCUUAUGCAGACCCCCGUCUGCUGAUGCAUCCUUCGUCGUUCCUGCUCCUAUGCGACUCGCACAGGGUAUGGUGAUGAUAACCCUGGCCUCGCGUUUUGUGCAUGACUGCAGAAUGAAGAUGGAGGUUGGGGUCUGCAUAUCGAGGGCCAUAGCACAAUGUUCUGUACCACGCUGAUCUACGUUACUCUGAGGUUGCUCGGUGAGGGAGCAGACGGUGGAGAAGGAGCAGUAGCCAAAGGACGGCAAUGGAUCUUGGACCAUGGUGGCGCCACUGCUUGCACGUCGUGGGGGAAAAUGUGGCUUUCUGUAUGGCGCUGUGGUUAAUGUCGUCCUCUCUGAUCAGGAGGCUUGCCUUCAAGCAGCUUUCUUCUCUGAUGCUGCUCCCUUCGUAAUGUGUAGGUACUGGGAGUGUACGAGUGGUCCGGUAACAAUCCUCUAACGCCAGAGAUAUGGCUGCUCCCAUAUUUCCUUCCUGUUCAUCCAGGUUUCUACGCCAAGCUCUUCUCUAUUCUCUUGUGAUAUUUCUUUGUCAUCGUAGUUUCUGUGGAUCCAUUGAGCGUAGAUGUGUAGUGCAGUAGCGGUUUCAGUUUCGGCUCAAGAGAGUACAUUUUGAGAUAGGAUCUGAAGUUUGCAGCACCGCUGCUCCCUUUUCUUUGACAAGUAUUACCUCAACCACAGAGUCCACAUCCCGGGCCUGAUCUUAUGGUUUCCAAGGCUCCAGGACUGUAUUAUGAUGCUGCUACCGAUCGCAAUGCGUUGUGUUUAGACCGAUAUCUUGGGGAGUAGAUAUAUGUUUACACAGCCCAUUCUCUCCUUCUGACGAGUUGUCUGAUAGUAGAGUCUGGAGGGCUCUACCUUAUUUGGGAGUGCAUCUUUCCAUUUUUCUCGUGAAUUUUUUUUUUUGGUAAAUACAUCAUUUGAUUCAUUCUUGACAGGCUCUCUUGAGCUUCUACUGACCGCAGUCCCCCCUAUCAAAUCGGGCUUUUGUGUUGGUUAAUGUUCGCUAUAUAUAUGCUGUGAUGAUGUGCAUAGGCCUAUCUUCUCAAAUGGAUGUCAAGUUCCCUGCUGGGCAGAUGGGGAUACUACAAAUAUUUUUACCAAAAAUGCAAAUGCUAUCGUUGGAAGAUCUAGCCAGAGUCCAUGCCACGCUACCUUAUGCCUUUGAAUUCCCUUCUCAUUGGUGCCCAUUAUUUACAUUACAGGGCGGAUGUGGUGCCACUGCAGAAUGGUGUACCUGCCAAUGUCAUACCUAUAUGGGAAGAGAUUUGUUGGCCCAAUCACACCAUUGGUGUUGUCACUAAGGAAGGAGCUGUAUGCUGUUCCUUACGACAACUUGGACUGGGGCAAGGCGCGAAACUCGUGUGCAAAGGUCGGUCUAUCUAAAAGAUCUGGUGUUAGUAUGGUGCAUGGCCAGGGCAACUAUUCGCUUAUGCUCGUGUUGAGAAUAAGAUUGCUCACCUCGCAGGGCUUUGAUUUAUAUGAUUGUAGCGAAAGAUUUCCCCGAGGAAAAGCAAGACUAGGUGUCCAAUCAGGAUCGGAUUUUAUCCGUUGCUCCCUAUGUUUAAAUUCUUCUUGUAGCCACAAGUUUUACUUCAGUUCUGCAUUUCCAUCUGUACAACACUUCGGCAAAAAUGAAUACCUUAAUGCUCACGAGCUUUGGCAUUUCGAGUGAAAGUUAUUCUACUUUUUAAGGGCUCGUUUGUAAUGAGUUCUUUCUUGCUUGCUCUCUCUCUCUCUCUCUCUCUUCCUCUUAUUGCAGGAGGAUCUUUAUUAUCCACAUCCACUCAUACAAGAUAUGCUUUGGGCGUGUCUCCACAAGGCUGUUGAACCCGUUCUAAUGCGUUGGCCCGGCACUCUGUUGAGAGAGAAGGCUUUGAAAACUGUGAUGGAACAUAUUCACUAUGAAGAUGAGAACACACGUUAUAUUUGCAUUGGGCCAGUAAACAAGGUAGCCAUAACAGACCCUCUUCCCAUUUUCUCAAGCUCUAUGUAUGGUAUGUUUGAUGAAUGGUUGAGAUAGCUAUACAUCAGAAAUAUUGUCUUGACGAACGAAAGUGACUGCAUUUAGCGACAAACCGAAGCUUCAGAUCCGGAACUAGUCAUUAAUGAAUGAAACGACGCUGGAUCUUAGAAGUAGAUUGUACCUGGCCGAUCUAAGUCCCGAUUCGGGUAAGAGCUGACUUGUUCGGCUCUGUGUAUCGGAGAACAAAGGCAAUCAACCGCUUUUCCUUCUCUAACUCUCUUAAUGGAACAGGAUACCAUGUGAUCCUAGCGCUUGCAGUAUAGCUUUUUUUCCUCAUCAUUCGCUUGUUGGUGCGUUUGGUGCCUCGAGUUGAUGCUGAUGUGAGUCCAAUGCUUCAGUGGAUCAGUUGAAUCCACGUGAACAAAUCAUUUUCCAAUUCGCGUUUAAUGUUGACAUGGGCCUAAAUAACUGCUACACUUUUGGCCAGAUUUUUGGGUAGCAUUUUAGUGAUUUCAAGUUGCCAUUGUCCUUACAGCCACUGAAUAUGCUCUGCUGCUGGGCGGAAGAUCCAAAUUCGGAGGCAUUCAAGUUGCACAUUCAUAGGAUCCAGGAUUAUCUGUGGGUUGCUGAGGAUGGCAUGAAGAUGCAGGUCCAGUAAAUGAUCCAAAAAUCUCUUUGCGUAGUAGUGCUGCGAACCUGCUUUAGGCUGCAGGGGAUUAUAAUUGUUACUGCUUCCCUUCUCGAAUCUUGAUUUGAUAGCAACACCAUCUGAGGUAAUAGCCAUUUGUGAAUUGCUCAUGCUCAUGCUCAUUGAAGUAACUGCAGGGGUACAAUGGAAGCCAACUUUGGGACACCGCCUUUGCUGUCCAGGCGAUGAUUUCCACCAAUCUAUAUGGAGAAUAUGGUGACACCCUCAAGAAGGCGCAUGACUACAUCAAGGCCACGCAGGUGCUCAUGCUGUGGAUUUGCGUUUUGCCCGCAUCUCUAGCUGACUGCUGCGGCUUUUGUUAAUUGACCUGUUUCGUCACAAAUGAAGGUCCUUGAAGACUGCCCCGGUGACCUUAGCCGUUGGUAUCGCCACAUUUCAAAAGGGGCGUGGCCCUUUUCAACUAGGGAUCACGGAUGGCCCAUUUCUGAUUGCACAGGCGAAGGAUUGAAGGUCAUCUUUCUUUCUUUUUUCUUUUUUUUUUUCUUUUUUUUUUUUAACAGGACUGAGUGCAUGCAUGUUCUAUGGUACCGUUCAUCGUCGUGAUGUUUUUUUUUUUUUUUUUGGUUUGAUUUUCAGGCUGCUCUCGUACUGUCACGCCUGCCAGGUCAACUGGUUGGGGAGCAAAUCGAUGCCCGCAGGCUGUAUGAUGCCGUCAAUGUUAUUCUCUCGCUGAUGGUGAUCGCCGCCGCCCUUUUCGUGCAUCACUAUCGGAUUCGCUAUUCUGCACGCCUGUCCCUCUCUAACCCCGUUGCACCACCUCAGGGAAUCAAUCUGACGUGAUUUGUUCUCUCUGUCACCUUCUUCUUGUUUUUGCUUCAGAACAAGGAUGGCGAUUUCGCAACAUAUGAGCGGACGAGAUCCUAUGCCUGGUUGGAGGUGAGAACUGAUUGAUUGGACCAUCCUCCUCCCCCGCCUGAGCCUGCGUCUACCUCCUUGACCGCUGCUGUGUCUGUCCCUCGUGGUAGCUUCCUGUUUCUGGGAAAAAGGUUGACGUUCUGCUGGUUCUUCAGGUCAUCAACCCUGCCGAAACCUUUGGCGACAUCAUCAUCGAUUACCCGUGAGGAUCUCUUGCAUCGGCUCUUCUUCCUGUUAGGAUUGAUGCCCUGAGAAUUCCCGUCCUCGUGGAAAGCGUAUCUUCCCUCACCGGGGUCAUGCGGCGUUGCAGAUACGUGGAGUGCACUUCUGCAUCGAUCCAGUCCCUGGUAGCAUUUAGGAAGCUGUACCCUGGCCACCGUAGAGAAGAGAUCGGCGACUGCAUCACCAGAGCUGCUCAUUUCAUCGAGAAGAUUCAGAAGCCGAAUGGCUCAUGGUCUGCGUCUACUUCUACUCCUAGUCCUAGUCGUACCUUUUCUUCUAUUCUAUGGUCGCGCCCUGCGCUUCUUCCUCCGCUGGAGAGAUCUCCUCCUAGUUUAGUGCUCCUCCAAGUUUAUUGGCCGGCGCUCACGUGAAGGAGAGUCUUCCUGCAGGUAUGGCUCCUGGGGGGUGUGCUUCACUUACGGCACCUGGUUUGGCGUCAAGGGGCUGACUGCCGCCGGACGAACCCACGAGAACUCCGGCGCAAUCCGCAGAGCCUGCGAUUUUCUGCUGUCGAAGCAGCUCCCCUCGGGGGGUUGGGGAGAGAGCUACCUUUCAUCCCAGGACAAGGUAAGAAGAGAAGAGCUCCUCCUUCCUUGCUCCUGAAUCAAGGUCCACAGUCUAGUGGUCCUCUUGAAUGAAUGAAUCUAUCUCUCUUCUUCUCCGCCUGCGUCCGAAGGUCUACACGAAUCUCCCGGGCGAUCGAUCCCACCUGGUGAACACGGCAUGGGCAAUGCUGGCUCUCAUCGACGCCGGACAGGUUCCUCCUCUCCCAACCACACGCUGAAAACCCAUUCCCGUCGGCGAACUUGUGUCUGAACAGUGCAGUGCAGUACUGACGCGCGUUCGGUGUUUGCCUGUUUCCUUGUUUGCUUGUCUGUCGGUGCGGGGGCAGGGGCAGCGAGAUCCGGCGCCGCUGCACCGCGCUGCGAGGGUGCUGAUAAAUGGGCAGAUGGAGAACGGCGACUUCCCGCAGCAGGUAGGAGAAGCCGCUCUGGUCUGGUCUGCUGUGCUCGAACCUUUACUAACCCUCGCUGGCUGCUCCGCUGGAUGCGCAGGAGAUCAUCGGAGUCUUCAACAGGAACUGCAUGAUCAGCUACUCCGCGUACCGCAACAUCUUCCCCAUUUGGGCACUCGGCGAGUACCGCAACCGCGUCCUCCUCCCGCGCGGGGGAUGA